Pangasianodon hypophthalmus (striped catfish) is the source of this 1164-nucleotide messenger RNA. RefSeq names its product O-6-methylguanine-DNA methyltransferase (gene mgmt). Gene Ontology annotation, molecular function: methylated-DNA-[protein]-cysteine S-methyltransferase activity. Bases 92 to 682 code for a protein of 196 amino acids. NCBI's taxonomy places the organism in Eukaryota, Metazoa, Chordata, Actinopteri, Siluriformes, Pangasiidae. Gene Ontology annotation, cellular component: nucleus. Gene Ontology annotation, biological process: DNA repair. The record is from RefSeq and is a predicted model, not a curated record. The transcript has 5 exons.
UUUAUAGCCUGCCAGUAAACCGAAGAAGAAGAAGCAGCAGCAGAAGAAGAAGAAACCGAAAGUGAAGCGCGUUAAACGCAGAGGUUUACGCAUGCAGCAUCAUUAUCGCUCAUUCGUAGCAUCUGUGAAAUUCAUCUCUAAAAUGCAGAAACAGAGAAACGCGUGUGUGUUGCAGUGUGUGUCUCUGGAGUCGCCUGUGGGAGAGCUUCUGCUGAGUGGCUGUGAGAAAGGAGUACACACCAUCACUAUUGCUGUGGAAACAAAACACAGGCCCGGGCUCAUUUCGGACCAGGCAGAACUGAACUCGGAGCUUCAGCAGUGUGUUACGUGGCUCCAGAGUUACUUUCGUUCUGCACAGUCAGUGAGCUCUUUGCCUUUUCCUGCCUUACAUCACCCACUAUUGCAGGGAGACUCCUUCACUGCACGCGUGUUGAGGAUAUUGCAGUCGAGGGUACAAGUGGGACAAACUGUCUCCUACAAGGAGCUCAGCGAGAUGGCAGGAAACCCGAAGGCUGCUCGAGCAGUGGGCAGCGUCAUGAGGAGAAAUCCGGUUCCUCUGAUUGUGCCCUGUCAUCGUGUGCUGUGUAGCUCAGGCGAAAGUGGCAGAUACAUGGGAGGCAAAGGAGAUAAUAUUAAGCUGUGGCUGCUCUCUCAUGAAGAAAAGUCAGACCUAACUGCUUAACUGUUGACUACUGUUUAUAAUUUGGAUAAAACACCCUGAAAUGUUCACUGUUAGACAUUGUUUAUAUGCAAUAAGUGGGUGUAUGUUUUGCUUCAGUAACCAAAACUAAAGCAACGGUUUAUUCAGUUAAUCAUGUGAGUUAUUGUUAUAAUUGAUUUUACAGUUACUGCACACAGUUGCCUUACAUUACUGACCAAAAAGAUGGUAGUAAUGUUCUAUUGCUUCAGCUGGCAGGACUUAACCAGCUGUCUCUGAGUCACAGACUUUAGAGAAAGAAAAACUGGAAAGAUGUUAUGGAAAGAUAUGAAGCAUUCUUCAACCAAAGGCUGUAUAGUCUCAUUUGGUUUGUUUAAACACCUUUGAUAUAUGAAGAUAUCACUGUUCUGUAAAUAAUUGCUUAGUUGAUGAUAACUACUCAACUAUUCGCUACUCUAGUAACACUGAAACCAUUCACUAAUAAAGGAACGUUAUUUGCACUUUAA